GAAGAGGAGCUCGGCGUUGCCGGGGAGACGCGGCAAGAUGGCGGCGCCCGAGGAGAGCGAGUGGGAGGCGUGGAUGGUGGAGACUCUGAGCCUCUAUGACGACCUCCACGUGUUUGAACUGCAGGAAGCGACGCGGGUCCUCGAGUGGAUUCACAAGACAGGUGUGUGCGUCGCUGGCUACGGAUCAGGAAGGAGGAACGAAAUUCUGCAGCUCGCUCUCCCCCAGAAACUCUCGGCUAAACAAAAGCAGGUGAGGGACUUUUGCCCCGACCGUGAUUUCCGUGUGGAUGGAGGCGGCUUUUCCCACAGACCCGUCUACCAGCUGAAACAUGUGCCCGGGACCAGCCUGUUGGUGACCAGUGGUCCUCCCGAUACCUCGCUACAGGUCUGGACGCUGGGCGCCGGCGACAGUGACAGCGUGCGGCUGCAGAGCUCGUGGCCGCUGACCGGUCCUGCAGGCAGCGGAUGGUCCAGGCUCUCCGUCACCGGCCCACCUUCCCCCCGCGUCCUGCACGGAUCCACCGUCACUGACCUGUCCCUGCUGGACCUCCACACACGGACCGAGCUGACCACCGCCGCCCCCACAGGGCUGGACGCCGGUGAAUCGGUCAGCGGGCUGGCGUUACUGGACAGCUGCACCUUCCUGUUGUGUACGGAGAGCGGGCGGCUGGGCAUCGGCGAUACCCGGCAGUGCCCGGCACUGACCAGUCCCCCCAGCCCGGCCGCGGGCGCUGGCCACUGGACCAUGGCGCUGGAGCCCGGCGGCACGGCGGUGGCCAGGCUCUCGUCCAGCGGGCAGCUGGUGCUGACUGACCGCCGGGAUCUCAGUACCGCCCUGGCACGGGCACAGAUGGACAUUACCCAGACACCGGACAACACUGACCACCUCUGCCUCACCUGGGCACCUCACCUGCGCCACCACCUGGCUGUCUCAGGGUUUGACGGUUCAGUGCGGGUGUACAACGCCGCCCGCUGGUCUGAGAGCCCGGUGCGGGCCGAGCCGGUGAUCGUCCACCGGGGCCACGGGCUGGGGACCGGGUCAGAGCAGCCGCUGGUCACCGCCCACACCUGGGUCCCUGGGCAUCAGCGGGCGCUGCUCUCCGCCGCCACCGACGGCUCCCUCCACCUGUGGGGGUGGGCAGGGGGUCGUGGGGCGUGACCCUAGGCAGAGGGGGGGGUCGUGGGGCGUGAGCCCAGGCAAUUGGGAGGGUCGUGACCCCAGGCAGGGGUCACAAGGUUCUGACCCCGACGGCAGGGGGUCAUUGCGGGUCGCAGGUCCGUGGGACCAUCUGCAAUCGUAGAGUCACUCAGCACGGAAACAGGCCGUUCGACCCAACUUGCCCCAUCUACACUCGUCCCACCUGUCUGCAUUUGGCCCAUAUCCCUCGAAACCUGUCCGUCCUAUAGGACAGGAGCGACCUGGCCUGGCCACACCACCUGAGGGCCAUUGAGAUGUGAUUCACUCUCAUACAGCAUGGAAACAGACCCUUCGGCCCAACUCAUCUCUGCUGACCUAAGGUGCCCCAUUCACGAUAGUUUGACCCAUACCCCGUCUCCACAUCCAGGUGUCUUGUGAACGUUAUUGUGCCUGCUGCAGAACUCUCCAAACACUUACACCUUUGUAGGUUAAUUGGCUUGGUAAACUUGUAUAAAUGUAAAUUUGUAAAGUUAUCCCUAGUGUGUGAUGUUAAUGUGCGGGGAUCGCUGGUCGAUGCGGACUCGCUGGGCUGAAGCGCCUGUUUCCGCGCUGUAUCUCUAAUCUAAACUAAACGCUGGGUGAAAUUUGGAGGACCUCAAGUCAAGUUUAUUUGUCACAUACCCAUACAAGAUGUGCAGUGAAAUGAAAGUGGCAAUGCCUGCGGGAUUGUGCAAAACAAUGAACAGAAUCAGUAUUUACAUUUUAGAAAAAAACCCCAGCAAUUUAAAAAAGACACAACACAACAGUAAAUUAGUCCCUGGUGAGAUCAGAGUUUACAGUCCUGAUGGCCUGUGGGAAGAAACUCCGUCUCAUCCUCUCUGUUCUCACAGCGUGACAGUGGAGGCGUUUGCCUGACCGAAGCAGCUGGAACAGUCCGUUGCUGGGGGGGUAGGGGUCCCCCAUAAUGUUGCUGGCUCUGGAUCUGCACCUCCUGGUGUAUAGGUCCUGCAGGGGGGUGAGUGUAGUUCCCAUGGUGCGUUCGGCUGAACGCACUACUCUCUGCAGAGCCUUCCUGUCCUGGGCAGAGCUGUUCCCCAACCAGAUUGUGAUGUUGCCGGACAAGAUGCUUUCUACAGCCCCAGAGUAGAAGGAUUGAAGGAUCCUCAGAGAGACUGAAUUUCCUCAGCUGCCUGAGGUGGUAAAGGCGCUGCCUUGCCUUACUCACCAGUGCGGCAGUGUGUGUUGUCCAUGUCAGAUCCUCUGUGAUGUGGACUCUCAGAUAUUUAAAGCUCACCCUGUCCACAGUAUCCCCAUUUAUCUCCAGUGGUGUGUACGUCCUCGGAUGUUGUGCCCUUCUAAAGUCCACAAUCAGCUCCUUAGUUUUAUGAUAUUAAAGAGGAGGCUGUUGUCCUGACACCAGAGUGCUAGAUCAGCCACCUCCUCCCGGUAGGCCUUCUCAUCGUUAUCUGAGAUCAGGCCCACCACCACAGUGUCAUCAGCAAACUUGAUGAUAGAGUUGAAGCUGAACCUGGCCACAGAAGGAACUGCAGAUGCUGGUUUAACUGAAGAUAGACACAAAUAAACUGGUUAAAACCGAAGAUAGACACAAAAAACUGGUGUAACUCCACGGGUCAGACAGCAUCUCUGGAGAAAAGGAAUGGGUGACAUUUCGGGUCAGCAAUCUGAUGAAGGAUCUCGACCUGAAACGUCACCCAUUCCUUCUCUCCAGAGAUGCCGCCUGUCCCGCUGAGUUACUCCGGCUUUUUCUGUCUUAACUCCGCGUGAGAAGAUGUCAAGCAAACGGUUUCAUUGAUAAAUAGUUGAUAUUUAUUUAUACUGGAGUGCAUGGAAUAAUGUCUCUGGCAAUGUAAACUGGUCUGUGAUAACCGUGAAGCAGCUUCAGGGAUGAUCCAGUGAUGGAGUCUCCCUGAGAACGACGCAAAUACUAGCUGGCUUGGCAGUGUGAGAGAACAUGGGGCCUACAGCUGACUUCCACCUCCCCCUGCCCCACUGGGCACCACAGGGGCUUAAGGUCAUUAGUAAUGGGAGCAAAAUUAGGCCAUUCGGCCCAUCAAGUCUACUCCGCCAUUCAAUCAUGGCUGAUCUAUCUCUCCCUCCUAACCCCAUUCUCCUGCCUUCUCCCCAUAACCCCAGACACCCGUACGGCUUGAGUGCUUCCUGGAUGAAAGUUAGAAGGUUUUGCUUUGAUACUGUCAUGUAUAUUCCUUAUUUAAGAUACCUAUCUCCUGAGAGCGGCAUUUUCUCUGCCACUUUGUACCUGUAAAUAAACUAUUGUAGAUAGUUAUAAAAACUACUAUAGUAAAACAACAGCAGUCUCACCAUCAUUUGUACAAUCGUGUAAUAACAUCCCAACUCCUCCAGUCAACAUCCUCACUGAUGAAGGCCAAAGAUACCCAAACCCCUCUCUUCCUGCCAUGCCACUUUCAAGGAACUAAGUCCCUGCAUUUCUAGAUCCCUCUGCUGUACAACACUCCCCAGAGGCCUGCCGUUCACAGUGAAGGUCCUAACUUCAUCGGCCACAGGACCAGAAUUCGGCCAUUCGGCCCAUCAAGUCUACUCCACCAUUCAAUCAUGGCAGAUUUAUCUCUCCCUCCUAACCCCAUUCUCCUGCCUUCUCCCCAUAACCCCUGACACCCGCACCAAUCAAGAAUCUAUCUAUCUCCACCUUAAAAAUAUCCACUGACUUGGCCUCCACAGCCGUCUGUGGCAACUGAACCAUCCCACCACAACUAGAGAGCAGUCCUGAACUACUAUCUACCUCAUUGGUGACCCUCGGACUAUCUUUGAUCUGGCUUUACCUGGCACUAAAUGUUAUUACCUGUAGACUGUGGACGGCUCGAUUGUAAUCGUGUAUUGUCUUUCCGCUGACUGGUUAGCACGCAACAAAAGCUUUUCACUGUACCACGGUACACGUGGCAAUAAACUAAACUGAA
Molecule: messenger RNA, 4092 nt
Organism: Leucoraja erinaceus (little skate)
Lineage: Eukaryota; Metazoa; Chordata; Chondrichthyes; Rajiformes; Rajidae
Gene: wdr73
Product: WD repeat domain 73
Biological process (GO): cytoplasmic microtubule organization
Cellular component (GO): cytosol; spindle pole
Molecular function (GO): protein binding
Source: RefSeq, a predicted model, not a curated record